Monosiga brevicollis MX1 is the source of this 672-nucleotide messenger RNA. RefSeq lists its product as uncharacterized. The record is from RefSeq and is a predicted model, not a curated record. The transcript has 5 exons. Lineage: Eukaryota; Choanoflagellata; Craspedida; Salpingoecidae. Gene Ontology annotation, cellular component: mitochondrial membrane. Gene Ontology annotation, biological process: mitochondrial proton-transporting ATP synthase complex assembly. The coding region runs from base 1 to 672 and encodes 223 amino acids.
AUGGCGCUGCGACCAGUUGCAAACGUGUUGGCGCGCUCGGGCUUGGGCUUGGGCUUGGGCUCGGCUUUACGAGCAAACACCCGUGGCCGACCUUGCUUUGCCGCACAGACUUGGUCGGCCUCGCGCCUGCUGGCUCAGCCUGCGAAUUCUGCCUCAAGUUCGAGUCAAGCAUCAACCCCGAACCGACUCGUCUACGAAGGCCCACUUUCCGGCCCGAUCCGUCGCCUCAAGCUCGUGUCUGCCACAAGUGCCACUUUGACUUUUGCUUUUGUGCCCACGAGCAUGCUCAUGGGUGUUGACCUCUGGGCUUCGGGCAAAGCUUUCAUGCUGGGGACGGUUUGCCUGUUUGCGGCCGCUACUACCGCCGUCUUACACUUGACCACACGCGGAUAUGUGCGCAAGAUUUUUGUAGCCACCCCAGAAGCCAGCUCCGAAGCCGCUCCGACGCGCUUUUCAAAGAUUGAGAUUGAGACACUCAACAUGCUGGGCAUGCCCAAGCGCACACUGUUGGAUUGCGCCCGUAUCGAACCAGCAUCACAAACGUUUGGCUUUGAUAGUUUCCGCUAUAAUCAACGGGGAUAUUUUUUGCACGAGGAAUUGGUGAAUAAGAAUGAAACUUUGCGCCUUUCUCUCUUGCCAAAACCCUCGCAAGAACCACCCGCCUCCGCCUAG